Messenger RNA from Schizophyllum commune H4-8, 1649 nucleotides. Its product is annotated as cytochrome P450. The transcript has 10 exons. The record is from RefSeq and is a predicted model, not a curated record. Gene Ontology annotation, molecular function: monooxygenase activity; iron ion binding; oxidoreductase activity, acting on paired donors, with incorporation or reduction of molecular oxygen. Lineage: Eukaryota; Fungi; Basidiomycota; Agaricomycetes; Agaricales; Schizophyllaceae. Bases 1 to 1392 code for a protein of 463 amino acids.
AUGUUCACCGUACUGCAAGACUCCGAUGUGCUGCAUCUGAACAUGCUUGGGCAGUCCAUCAUUAUAUUGAACAGCGUCAAGGCGGUCGUCGACCUCCUCGACAAGCGCGGGAUGAUCUACAGCGACCGCCCACCGUUUACGUACUUCGAACUAAUGGGCUGGCACGACAAUUUACCCUUCAUGCGCUCGAACGACCCGCGGUUUCCCAUUCACCGCCGCAUAUUCCAAAACCACUUCUCCAAAUCGGAAAGUCGCAACUACGAAGACAUGCAGCUUUUGGAGGCGCGGAAGCUGGUUCGCAAGCUUGUGGAUAGUCCGCAGGACUGGCAUAAGCUCUUUCGCACGUUUACCGUCGCUAUCACCAUUCGCAUCUUGACGGGCUAUGAAAUCAAGUCCGCGGACGACCUAUAUGUCAAGCUGACCGACGACAUCACGAAAGCGGCAACGGAAGGCGGUGCCCCAGGAGCGACGGGCGUCGAUAUUUUCCCUUGGCUUAUCCAUCUCCCAACCUGGUGCGACCCCACCGGCUCCACCGCGAUCAUCGCAAAGUACAAGCAUGCGAAGGUGUUGAUGAACACAGUUCCAUAUAACAGCGUUCUGGAAGAGAUGAAAGCCGGUACCGCGAAACCUUCCUUCAUCCGUGCCGUUCUCGAAGAGGAGGAAAGCCGCGCGCAGAAUGGGGAGCCGAAGCUGCUGACCGAGAGGGGUAUUCAAGGAAUUUCUGGAGCGGUGUAUACAGCUGCGCAGGAGACGACCCUCGACAGUCUCAUAAUUUUCAUCUUCGCCAUCGUAAACCACCCGGAGGUGCAGGCGGAGGCGAAGGCGGAGCUCAACGCCGUCGUCGGGCCCGACAGGAUGCCAGACUUUGCUGACAGGCCGCGUCUGCCGUAUAUCGAUAGGAUUAUACAGGAGACGUUCAGGUUCUGGCCUGUCAUUCCCAUCGGUCCGCACAAGGUGACCGAGGACGACAUCUACGAGGGCAUGCUCAUUCCGAAGGGCUCCGUCGUGAUCUACAAUGCGUACGCCAUGAUGCACGACGAGAACGUGUGCAGCGACCACUGGCGCUUCAAUCCGGAUCGGUACCUCUCGAAGGACGAAGGAGGAUUGGGCGAGCCGCUGCCGGAUGGGCAUUUUGGGUUUGGGAGGCGUGUAUGCCCAGGCCGGUACAUGGCCGAGGGGACGCUCUUCAUUGCCAUCGCGAGCAUGCUCCACGUCCUCACCAUCGGGAAGGGAAGGGAUGAGGAGGGCAAUGAGAUCACGAUUGACCCGGCGACGGCGGAGUACACGAGUGGGCUGUCGAGCCACCCGAAGAAGGUCAUAUGCGACAUCCAUCCGGACGAUGAGGAGCGCGCGAACCUCGCUAGGGCUUACGAUCCAGAAAUUGCUGAAUGAACUUGACCUCGGUGAACAGCAGAAUAGGGCGAGCUCAGGGCAUGGUGCAAGCAGAGAAAUCGAAGAAUAGAUCCAUUAAAAUGAAGCUCUACGAUAGCCGGGUAUCUCGUCGCAUAAGACGCGGGGAAGGUAGCGAUACAGUGAUCCAGUGAGUCUGAAAAGGACGCGAAGAGAGGAGAGAUAUAGGCCGAAGAAAGAGGAGAGAUAUAGUAUGAUACAUAAGAUAUUGUGCGGUGCUCCAAGGUACCCUUCACUUC